AUGGAGUUGUCGGAUAUCUCUUUCCCCAUCCCCACCGCUGAUGAUUUCUAUGACGACCCCUGCUUUAACACCAGUGACAUGCACUUCUUCGAGGACCUGGACCCGCGGCUGGUCCAUGUGGGGCUGUUGAAGCCUGACGACUCCUCCUCUUCAUCCUCAUCCUCCCCUUCCUCCUCCCCGUCCUCCCUCCUGCACCUCCACCACCAUGCCGAGGUGGAGGACGACGAGCACGUCCGCGCCCCCAGCGGGCACCACCAGGCGGGCCGCUGCCUGCUCUGGGCCUGCAAGGCCUGCAAGAGGAAGACGACCAACGCGGACCGGCGGAAGGCUGCCACGCUGCGGGAGCGCCGGCGGCUCAGCAAGGUCAACGACGCCUUCGAGACCCUAAAGCGCUGCACGACGGCCAACCCCAACCAGAGGCUGCCAAAGGUGGAGAUCCUGCGCAACGCCAUCAGCUACAUCGAGUCCCUGCAGGCGCUGCUGCGCGGUGGCCAGGAAGACGGCUUCUACCCGGUGCUGGAGCACUACAGCGGGGACUCGGACGCAUCCAGCCCCCGCUCCAACUGCUCCGACGGCAUGACGGAUUUUAACGGCCCCACCUGUCAGACAACCAGAAGAGGAAGUUAUGACAGCAGCUCUUAUUUCUGCGAGACCCCAAACGGCGGUCUGAAAAGCGAACGCAGUUCAGUGGUCUCCAGUCUGGACUGCCUGUCCAGCAUUGUGGAGCGGAUCUCCACCGAUAACAGCAGCCUGCUGCCGCCUGCUGACGGCCCAGGAUCCCCACCGACGACAACUGUACCGAUACGGUUUGUUGAUUCUACACGGAGACGCUAA
Molecule: messenger RNA, 834 nt
Organism: Pelmatolapia mariae (spotted tilapia)
Lineage: Eukaryota; Metazoa; Chordata; Actinopteri; Cichliformes; Cichlidae
Gene: myod1
Product: myogenic differentiation 1
Exons: 4
Coding region: 1-834 (277 amino acids)
Biological process (GO): skeletal muscle cell differentiation; regulation of transcription by RNA polymerase II; muscle organ development
Molecular function (GO): protein dimerization activity; RNA polymerase II cis-regulatory region sequence-specific DNA binding; DNA-binding transcription factor activity, RNA polymerase II-specific
Source: RefSeq, a predicted model, not a curated record